CAAAAAAUCUAUCACAAAUCAAGAAAAACCUACGCACAUAAUUUUCUACCUAAAAAACACUAAAAAAAAAAAAAAAAUGGGAAGAGCACCUUGUUGUGACAAAGCUAAUGUUAAGAAAGGACCUUGGUCACCUGAAGAAGAUGCUAAGCUCAAAGCUUAUAUUGAAGCUAAGGGAACUGGGGGUAAUUGGAUUGCAUUACCACAGAAAAUUGGUUUGAAGAGAUGUGGAAAGAGCUGUCGUCUUAGAUGGUUGAAUUAUCUCCGACCUAAUAUUAAGCAUGGAGGUUUUACUGAAGAGGAAGAAAAUAUCAUCUGCAACCUGUAUAUCAAUAUUGGCAGCAGAUGGUCAAUCAUUGCUGCACAAUUACCAGGAAGAACUGACAAUGAUAUCAAGAAUUACUGGAAUACAAGGCUUAAAAAGAAGUUAAUUGCUAAACAAAGAAAAGAACAACAAGCAGCAUACCGUUUUGUUGAGCAGGAAUUAAAAAGGGAGAAUGAAACUUUUCUGGUUAACCAAACCAUGAAUCAAAUCCCUAAUACAUUCUGGUCUGAGCAACAAUCAUGUAUCCCUCCUAUGAUAGACCCAAAUCAAGAUCAAAUCACAAGAUUCCUGAUGAAAUCAUCAGGAAUGUUUUAUGAUGAUCAAUCUCAUCCUCAACUCAUAAACAGUAAUUAUGAUGAUCAUCAUCUUUUUAAUCAUGUGGGCACAUCUGAUCAGAUUGAUUCAUCAUACACCCAAUUGGUUAAUAACACUAGUUAUUAUUAUGAUCAUGUUAAUGGAGUGGGACCCACUUCAGAUCAAGAACAUGAAAAGUAUUUUGCAGAAAUUGAAGCAUACUUAAUUAGCAAUCAGCUUCGAUUCGAGGAUGGAAUCGAUAUGGGUAGUAAUAGCACAAAUAGCGAUUCUGGGGUAAGCAACAGUUGGGGAGAAAUGUGUUCUUUGGUUAAUACACCUGUGUCUAAUUUGAAUGCUUAUCAGAAUGGAACAUUGCAAGCAUUGUAGAUCAGUCCUCAGAUAAUUAUAUAUAGGAUAGUAAUAUUAAUUACAAUUAUAUGGUGUAAAUUUGUGUUUGGGAAUAUUUUGUUGUUUUGAUUUUGGAUAAGGUUUAUCAAAUUUUAUUUUAUUUAUAGAUAAUGUUUUUUGUUA
Messenger RNA from Amaranthus tricolor (Joseph's coat), 1147 nucleotides. RefSeq names its product transcription factor RAX3-like. NCBI's taxonomy places the organism in Eukaryota, Viridiplantae, Streptophyta, Magnoliopsida, Caryophyllales, Amaranthaceae. The record is from RefSeq and is a predicted model, not a curated record. The transcript is spliced from 3 exons. Bases 77 to 1003 code for a protein of 308 amino acids.